CCACGUAGAAAUUCAGCGACCAGGCCGGCCUGCGAGUGGGCCCCAUGGCUUCUGCUCCCAGUGCCAGCGGCGGGACCCGGAACCUGCUCCAGUUCUUGCGGCUGGUGGGUCAGCUCAAGAGAGUACCACGUACAGGCUGGGUAUACAGAAAUGUUGAAAAGCCAGAAAGUGUAUCAGAUCAUAUGUACAGAAUGGCUAUCAUGGCUUUUGUAACUGAAGAUAAGCAUCUUAAUAAAGACAGAUGUGUCCGACUCGCCCUGGUUCACGAUAUGGCAGAGUGCAUUGUUGGUGAUAUAGCUCCUGCAGAUAACAUCCCUAAAGAAGAAAAACACAAGCGAGAGAAGGAAGCCAUGAAGCAAUUAACCCAGCUAUUAUCAGAAGAUGUCAAGAAGGAAAUCUAUGAUCUCUGGGAAGAGUAUGAGAACCAGUCCAGUGCAGAAGCCAAGUUUGUGAAACAGCUGGACCAAUGUGAAAUGAUUCUCCAGGCAUUUGAGUAUGAGGACCUAGAAAACAAACCUGGGAGGCUUCAGGAAUUCUAUGACUCAACUGCAGGAAAAUUCAGCCAUCCUGAAAUAGUGCAGCUUGUUUCUGAACUUACAGCAGAAAGAAAUACUAAAAUAGCUGCAGGAACCAGUGAGCCUCAUCCUUGAGAUGAGGAAACUGAGAGAGAUGAUGAAGGAACUUCCCCCCCAAAUUAUAUAGACAGUGUUGACAUUGGAACCCAGACCCUUCGACUUCAAAUCUAGUGUUUCCUUAUACCACAUUUGUAAGUCAAGUUCAAAAAUGAUGUUGACACUGCUUUUCACAUGCAGCACAGAAGGGUUGUUGUGAGGAAGGUGCUUUAAAGUGCUUCAUAAUUCUUAAAGUACUAUGUGAAUGUGAAUUAUGAGUGGGUAAUAUCAUGAUUUGAAUUUAAGAUCAGUAGGAAAUCUGGUGGCAAAGAUUUUACGACUUACAAAUCUUAGGUAAUUAAGUAGAGGAAAAUGGCAUUACUAAGAAUUCGGAUAGACAUUUUAAUUAAAGUUUAGAAAUUUUAUUUGAACGCGUUUGGCAGAAAUAAUUUUACAUAAAACUAAUCACAUGACCUCCAACACCAAUUUCUCACUGUUAUCAUCCUCAGACUCCAAUUCCUAAAUGGAUGAAGGUAUUUCUGUGAUUUACAGUUUGCCACAUUUGUUUACUUUUAGUGCAAUUGAACUUGAAAACUUUCAGUUGACAAAAAAUUUUGAAACCAAAAAAGAUAGAUAUAAAAGCAUCUUAGGCCACAAAUACUCUUUAAAUUUUAACUGUUGUGAACCGCAUAAUAUUUCAAAAUGUCUUUAAUAAAAUGUGUAGACUUCAUAUGAUUCUGGUCCAAAUUUGUAGGGAGAUACACAAUUGAAUCUGAAUGCCAAUUGCUUUGCUGGCAUAACCUAGCAAAACUGUUAAUUGUGAUGGAUAUAUUCUAUAAAAUAUAAUUGAAAUGGAACUUUAUGACUAAUAAAAAUUGUUUUUAAAAACUG
Molecule: messenger RNA, 1502 nt
Organism: Antechinus flavipes (yellow-footed antechinus)
Lineage: Eukaryota; Metazoa; Chordata; Mammalia; Dasyuromorphia; Dasyuridae
Gene: HDDC2
Product: HD domain containing 2
Exons: 7
Coding region: 45-650 (201 amino acids)
Cellular component (GO): cytoplasm
Molecular function (GO): 5'-deoxynucleotidase activity
Source: RefSeq, a predicted model, not a curated record